GUCAUCGACCGCUUCCUCCCCCUUAUGUACUUCUACUUGACCGCGCCAGCGCAGGUGCCCGCGGCGCCCGCCCCCAUCAUACUUGGCGGAGGCGGCUGGGGCGGCUUCGUCAAGGAGCACUGCUACCCAGACGUGCUGCUGAAGGGCCUUGAGGCCGUGUGGAAGGCGUUCCAAGGCGUUGACGGGGCUACCAAAGCGGGGGGAGCACAGCAGCGAGAUGAUUGGCUGACUGGCGAGGGGUCGCUGAAGAGCGGAGGGCGCGACGAGUCGAUCCCCAGCUACCUCGACACAGGGCAGAGGGGUCUUCUAGGUCAGAACUCUGUCCUGGGUGUCGACGUAGGCAACGCCGCGGGCGACCACAGCGGGGUGGUGAUCCUGAACGUGAAGGGAGACGGGCUCAUGAACGAAUGGAACCAGCGGAACCCCACCAAGCAGCUGUGCCCCGGGAACGUCAUCGUCGAGGUCAACGGCACCCGCGGCGGCUACUGGGAGAUACUGCGGGAGAGCUCUGCGGGCCAGGGCGGCACGCCUUGCUCGUCCGGAAAGCGCUAG
Molecule: messenger RNA, 552 nt
Organism: Prorocentrum cordatum
Lineage: Eukaryota; Dinophyceae; Prorocentrales; Prorocentraceae
Source: the annotation of a GenBank genome assembly